Messenger RNA from Dendronephthya gigantea, 2437 nucleotides. RefSeq lists its product as uncharacterized. The coding region runs from base 225 to 1904 and encodes 559 amino acids. The transcript has 4 exons. Lineage: Eukaryota; Metazoa; Cnidaria; Anthozoa; Malacalcyonacea; Nephtheidae. The record is from RefSeq and is a predicted model, not a curated record.
AAAAUGCGAGGAUUGAUAUUUCCAUUCCUAUCGUGUUUCAAGUUUUUGUUAACAAAAUGUUUGCAUAAAUUUGCUAAUAAAUUUGCAUAUUUGCAAGAUUGAUGAUUAUAUCGGAGUGUUUACAUGUCGUCUGACAUUCGACAGCAGAUAGGAUAAGGCCUUUAAAAAUCUACGAUUUGCAAUCUUUUCCUAUAAUCAAUCUAUAAAAUACAGCUGUUAGCACCAUGGGGAAUGAUACUUCCCUUCCUCUUGUCCAAGUACCACCUGGUUUUUCAACAAUGUGCAUUGCACUUCAGUAUGGUGAUGGUAUUACUGUACUCCACCAUGAUAGUGGAGCAUUAUCUACCAUGCGACAAGCUAUUAUUGAUGCUUGGCCUAAUGGUAUUCAAAGAGAGGGUGCUAUAUGUGGCACAGGCUGGAUGUUUAAAGUCAAAGGUAAUCCAUUUUAUCAAACAUCCAGCUCCAGCACUUCACAGCAAGCAAGGCAACUGAUUGCCACCAUUCUUAAUAGAUUGUACAGUUUGGGUUGGAGGAUUGUGGUCUCCUGUGACCUGGGGCGAUUUAAUGAUAAAAGCACAAUCUUUCUAAAGAGGUCUCCAACUAAUUUCACCACUGUCCAUCCAUUUGUUUGUGUUGGUCUUAGUAGCUCAGACAAGUUGCAAAUUCUAAACCUUCCAUCACACCUUAUUGCACCACUAAAACAGGUUAUAUACCAUCACUGGACAAAAGGAAUACAGAACGAAUCAUACGAAAAUGGUGUGUUGGAAAUAAAGAUGUCAGGGAAUCCAUGGUGGGCAACAGAUCUGCAAUCCGUCAUGGCCAAGGUGCUUCUGCAAAACAUAGUUGCCACACUCUAUAGUUAUCAGUAUGUUUUUACAGUGAAUGUUAACCUUAAAAGUACGGCAGAUUCGUUAUUCUUUCGUUAUGACCCAGAACUGCCUGCCGGACAGCCAGGGCAGUUUUGUACGAUCAGUUUGAAUAGGACAGAUCGUUUACGUGUUAUUUGCGCUCCCGAGAGUAUAGUGAAUAUGAUUCGUGGUGUCAUCCAGAAUGUUUGGUCUCAUGGAAGGAUACAGGAGGAGAAGGAUCAUCAUGGCAGUUGGGAGUUUAAGAUCUCUGGAAAUCCUUGGCAUUCUUGUAAAGAAGAAUCAGUGAUGGCAAGGUAUUUGAUAUUAAAGAUUCUCGAAGCAAUGUUAAAUCAAGGUUGGCAUAAUAUUGCUGCCAUUGAUAUCUCAAGGCGAGCAACUGAUAAAUCUGUGCUUAUUUUCCAACAACGUGAACCAAAGCACUGCUCGAUCAUGUGUUUGAGUCUCAACGAUGCGGACAAAUUUCGAUGUAUCAACAUGCCUACCGAACUUGUUGAAUCUUUCAAAAAAAUUCUCCUGAGUCGUUGGUCAAAAGGAAUACAAGAAGAAAAAAUUAGGAAUUUAAGUUUCGGUGGCGUCCGGCAGUUCAAAUUGAACGGGUGGCCAUUUAAUGGUAGCUUGAAUAACGACGCGUAUCAUAUACGAAGCUUUCUAUGCAAUAUCAUCGAGGCUUUUGCCGCACGAAGUUGGAGAGUCUACAUGGCUGGUGAUGUUUCCGCAAAGUAUGUGCAUCAAGAUAAAGGAGCAGAUUAUCCAAUAGAUGUUCACAGUAUUUGGUUUAUAUACGAUCCUCCCACUACCCAGCAACCCACCGCCCCAGCCUAUGGCUUUGCGUCUUCUUCACCCUACGGUACUGGUAUGCCUACAGCACCAUAUCCACCGAUAGGUUCGGGCAUGCCGUCAGCGUAUGGGGGGCCUCCAGCAACUGCACCCUACCCACCUACAGCUCCGACAUCUGGAUACGGGCUGUACCCUAACCCAAAUGAACCACCUCCAACAUAUAACGAAGCAACGGGGUGGAAUAGAGACCCCAAAUAGAGAAACGUUCACGAAGUUGAUGAACUUAGGAGUCACAUUUAUAGUCUCUGUGUAGCACUGUACGAUAGUAUUAACCCCCUUCCCAUUUCUUUUGCCUACAAUACAUAGAUUUGCCGGAAAUUGCACAAAACACGUAUAAGCAUAUUUUUCAAAAAAAAUCAGAAAAGACCUUUGCAAUGUUUUAAGUAAAAUAGCGAUGUACAAAACACCAUGCAUGCAUGUGCUGAACAAUAAAAAACUUGACAUAGGCAUUGAAUUCUUGUAAAAUCUUGACAAUAAUAGUCACUUUAGAGAAGUGUUAUAGCUUAUAUUUCCCGAAUGGAUGGAAAUGAAUUUAAUUCGGUUGUAAAGAUUUGGAAAAGUUGAUCAUAAAAAGGGAAAAUAAUAUACGUUAGUUACGUAACCUAGUAAUACAAUUGUUGCCUACCAACCCCCUUCCCCCUCGGCCCCUAUAAUUCAAAAAUAUCUUCGAUCUGUAUGUCAGUGUAUGUUAUUUACACCAGUUUCGUGUUCUAUAUUUGCUAGCAGUUAUG